AUGGCGAAGCAGAUUCUGUCACAACCUCGAAAGUCUUUUGUUUCUCAACGGGCGCUCGCUGAAAUCCUGAGCCUUCUGCCAAAUGAUGAUGGCGAGGGGCGCUCCAGACAGACGGUGAAGCGCAAAAGAGUUGAAAAGCUGUCCGAAAAAACGCCAUAUGGACCCCUUUGGCGAGAGUUGACAGGCUUUGUCAUGGCAGAGGGGGAGCCUCUGAAGGUAACAUAUGUGGACCCCGUCGCUUUGCUUUGGAAAUCCUGCUCGCAAGACGGCGGCUUCCAGCAGUUUCUCAGCGAUGUUGCAGCCAGGCAUGCGUGUGGUCCUGCCACCCCGUGGGACCUUUGUUUAUACGUUGACGAAGUGAGCCCAGGUAACCAGCUGAAGCCGGUGAACGAACGGAAGCUUCAAGUAGUCUAUUUCUCGGUAAAGCAGUUCGGAAAGAUGGCUCUUUCCAAAGAAGAUGCCUGGUGGGUGCUGACCGCUAUCCGUUCUGUGGACGUGAAGAGAGUGGUGAACGGAAUGGCCCAGGUUAUGAGGAGAAUAUUGAGCAUUUUCCUCGUGGACAGACGGGAUGACUUGUUGCACGGUUUGCUGAUAGCGGACGAGGCCGCGCUGAAACAGGUCUGGGAAGACAAAGGUUCCAGCGGAACCAAACUGUGCUUCAUGUGUCAGAAUGUGGUGGCCAAAUCCUCGGGGCUACACAGAACUGACAGGAGCAACCAGCUCAUCAGCCACGCUGACUCCCGCAAAGCAAACCUUGUAUUGCACACAGACCAGACCAUGUUGCAGGCAGCAGCCCAUCUUGUCGAGCAAAAACCACUGAUGAACAAAGGCCAGUUCAAGAUGAGGCAGUUUGCCCUGGGCAUAAACUACAUGGAGCACGGUAGUCUGUUUUCGCAGGAGCUGGCACCCUUUCUGAAGCCCGUCUCUACAACCAUGUUCGACUGGAUGCACAAUUUUGUUGUUGGGGGAGUUUUUCACGUAGAAAUGACGCAGCUGCUACGCAUCUUGAACCAGCAAGGCAUUCACCAGUCGAACGUGCACGAUUUCUUUCAAGCUUGCUACUGGCCCAGCUUCAUCGGAUCCAAGUCUGCAAGCGCCAAGAAGCUGUUUGCGAAGAAGAUUACGGACUUCAAGUCUUCGCCUUCCGAAGCCUUAGCGACGUAUCCAGUCAUGAAAAGCUUUCUGCAAGAUGCCUUGCCCAACUUGGAAGACAACCAUGCCCAGCUGUGCUGCCAUUCAUUUUUCGCCCUUUGCGAAGCGCUUGAUAUGCUGCAGAUGGCAGGCACAGGUGACAUCGAUGCAGAGGCCAACGCGCUGGAACGCAAAAUCUGCUCGCGUCUGGAAUUGUUCAAAGCGUGUUAUGGCGCCGGAAAGGUUCUCCCAAAAGCACACAUGAACCUGCACCUGGGAGACUUUCUCCGGCGCCACAAGUGCCUCCUCUCGUGCUUCGUGCACGAGAGGAGGCACAAGGAGCUCAAGAGAUACGCGAACAACUUAUUAGACAACAUGCAAGCAGGAUCCGAGAAACACGUGCUCGAGCUUGAGUUGGAAAAGCAUCUCCAGAAUCUGGAGAGCUUCGCUGAAACCCGAAAGGGACUCAUAGCCCCCAAGGAUGCACCAAGCGUCUUGCAACGAACCUUCAUGGACUUCUAUCAGCUGCCAGCCUGCCUUGGGUUGCUAUUCUCCAACACAUGUUAUGUUGGAAACGGGCGCGAAUGCAAGCGAGAGGACGUUGUUGUUUUGGGCUUUGGCGGCCGUCAACAGGUGGCGCAGGUAUGGUUUCACGUUUGCUUUGCCGGUCUGGAGUACACCUGCGUUUCUGCUUGGGAACCUGCGGGCAACAAUCGGUUCAGGAUUUCCAACGAGCCAGUGUUUGUUUUCACCAAUGACAUAUCAGCUCUUUGCAUCCACAAGCCGGAAGGCGAGCUUGCUUUGGUCAUACCCUUGCGUAUGCCGAUGUGA
Molecule: messenger RNA, 1962 nt
Organism: Symbiodinium pilosum
Lineage: Eukaryota; Dinophyceae; Suessiales; Symbiodiniaceae
Source: the annotation of a GenBank genome assembly